AUACGCGGAAGAAAAUCCAUUUCAAGGUGAUCAGGAGCCCUGGGGACCUGCUCCAGUUCAUCGAGGAGCUGAAGGAGAGCACCAAGAAGGCCAAGGAGAAGGCGAGCGAGGAGGAGGAGGAGGCGGCAGCGGUGAAGGCUCCCCUGGACCCCCCUGUCCCUGAGGAGCCCCCAGCAGGCGAGAGGGAGCGGCCGGAGGAGGAAGAGGAUGAGGAGGAAGACGGGGACCUUCUGGGUGGCUUUGAGAAAGAGCUGGAGGCCGUUCUGCUGCCCCGGGAGCAGAUGGCCCAGCUGAAGGAGGAGGUGAAGACCGAGAUGGAGAAGGAGUUCGACAACAUCAUCAACGAGGUGGAGGACGAGCUGGAGACGGAGGGGCUGAAGGGGGAGUUUGACCGUAACCAGGCCUCCAAGUCCUUGGCCUCCACCCUCAACCGCCUCAUGGACAAGCUGGACGGGGGUGGCCCAGGCCCCGGGCAGGAGAAGGAGGAAGAGGAUGGGGCCGGGAGGGAGGCCAGCCCCG
This is a messenger RNA of Pygoscelis adeliae (Adelie penguin), 519 nucleotides long. It is a transcript of the gene OS9, whose product is annotated as osteosarcoma amplified 9, endoplasmic reticulum lectin. The annotation marks the transcript as partial. The record is from RefSeq and is a predicted model, not a curated record. Lineage: Eukaryota; Metazoa; Chordata; Aves; Sphenisciformes; Spheniscidae. The transcript is spliced from 3 exons.